UGGGGAAUGGGUAUAAAUUUCCUUGAAAAUUGUGAGAAGUAAAUAAGUUAAUGGCUAAAGCUUUUGUUUUGGUCAAAAUUGUAUUUAUUUUAAGUUUUGUUGUUCUGCCUAAUUUUAGUUUUUUUCAUUUCAAGAGAUACAGUUUUCGAAGGAAGGGUGGUAAUGAGAGACGUUACCGCUCACAAGAAGAGAAUUGCAAACAAAAUGAAAGGUGUCAAUCAUUGCAUGGACUAGAUAGAGAGAAAUGUGUCAAAAUUUGUAUCUCUGAAUCAUGUUAUGAGGAGCUUUAUUCUUGGAAUGAGUUAGAAGAAGGUGAAAUCGAUGUUCGCCUGACAUCAUUUAAAGGAUGUGUUGUGAAGCAAAUCAAAGAGAAUGAAAUGAGACAGAGAAGAAAGGAACAAUUGUGAAACAAAUUGUUUUGACAGUUUGUCUUCCCUUCGAUAUGAGAUACAGUUGUAAGACAUUUCGUCAAUAAUCUCAACUUUUCUCACUUGCAUGUUUGAACAAGCAGUAAAAAUCACAACAUUCAUAAGUUCAAGAUAAUAACUGUUACAUUUUUGAACUGUUACAAUCUUAGAAGCUCAACAAUUGUAAUAUAUUCAUCUCUGUUAUCAUACUUACAUAUGGGAUGUACAGUGGUGAACCUGUUUAUGAAAUUUAUUAAAAAAUAAACUUGAGAGCAUGAA
This is a messenger RNA of Xenia sp. Carnegie-2017, 686 nucleotides long. RefSeq lists its product as uncharacterized. The coding region runs from base 51 to 407 and encodes 118 amino acids. The record is from RefSeq and is a predicted model, not a curated record. The transcript has 3 exons. NCBI's taxonomy places the organism in Eukaryota, Metazoa, Cnidaria, Anthozoa, Malacalcyonacea, Xeniidae.